Messenger RNA from Diutina rugosa, 3582 nucleotides. It is a transcript of the gene SLA1, whose product is annotated as cytoskeletal protein-binding protein. The record is from RefSeq and is a predicted model, not a curated record. NCBI's taxonomy places the organism in Eukaryota, Fungi, Ascomycota, Pichiomycetes, Serinales, Debaryomycetaceae. The transcript has a single exon. Gene Ontology annotation, molecular function: cytoskeletal protein binding; protein-macromolecule adaptor activity; identical protein binding. The coding region runs from base 1 to 3582 and encodes 1193 amino acids.
AUGCUGCUGUUAUACAUCGGCGUCUACAAGGCGGUGUAUGACUACGCUGCCCAGGCGCCCGAGGAGCUCUCGAUAAACGAGGGAGACCUCCUCUACUUGCUCGAGACGCUGGACAUCGACGAAUGGUGGAAAGUGAAGCGCCGGGUCGUCGCCACGGGAAACGAGGAAGUCGACGAGCCCGAAGGGUUGGUGCCGCUGAACUACAUUGAACCCGCAGGGGUGAUGAAACAGUGCGUGGCCCUUUACGACUAUACUAAACAGACUGACGAAGAACUCAGUUUCAAGGAAAACGACCGCUUCAACAUCUAUGACGAUGCUGAUCCCGAUUGGCUUUUAGCCGGUGAUUUAGCUGGUAAAGCCUACGGGUUUUUGCCGUCAAACUACGUGAAGAUGGCCGAUGGCUUGUUCAAUCUGAGUCAAUCGGAAUUGCCGCCGUUACCGGGAUCCGCCGCUCCAGCACCGUCGGCGCCUCAAGUGGCUGCUGUCAAUGCCUCAGCGUUGCCUCCGCCGCCCAUGCAUCCGUCGCAAACUCCAUUAUCGCAAUUCCAGCCGCCUCCUUUACACAUCCUGAGAGACGCUACUCCCGCCGCCGACCCCACCCCGCUGUCCCUGCAACCACCAGCACAACAGCUGCCUUUGCAAACCAAUGGUGACGAUGAAGCACCGCCGCCGAUGCCGCUGCGUCCUCGUUCCAACACGGCGAAUACGCAGCAACUGAUGCCGUCGUCAGUAGACGAUAACACCGCUGCUGACCACACCUACGAUGGCGACCUGUUCACGUGGUACAUUGACGAGAUUGAUGGGCGUAAGAAGCGCUCCGUGGCCCUCACGGUGGGGCCUGGGUUUGUGCGGUUGAAGCCUAACCAAAAGAAGCUCUCUAAACUCCGUGGCGGGACACUGACGUUGGACAACGAGUGGCAGAUCAGAGACUUGAUUAACUACUCCCAGGAGAAGAAGCAUGUGUUCUUUGAAUUCAAAAAUCCUAAGGCGCUGAUUGAGUUGCACGCCGGGUCUAAGGAUGUCGCCGAAGCCAUCAUGCUGGUGUUAGGCGACUUUAAGGGCGCUGACCUGGCUUGUGGGUUGCGUGAAGUGGCUAAAGCAUCGCAGACUUCCACUAACGCGCAAAACCGCAAGAUCGGUAAGCUCAUGUAUGACUUUGUCUCCCAAGGCAAAGACGAAUUGGGGGCUAAAGAGGGCGAAGAAGUGUACAUUAUUAACGACGUCAAGCUGAAAGAGUGGUGGAUGUGUGAACUGGUCAACAGCGGCCGUCAAGGGGUGAUCCCUCUGAGCUACCUAGAAGUGGUGGGCACCUCUAACCUUGAUCUGCUCACUAACGGUGCUCGUAAGCGCAACGAGAGCAGUCUGAAGAAGAAGCGCCAUCGUGACCGUGGCGAACGUGACCGCAUUCGUGAGCGUGACCGCAGAGAACGUGAACGCGGUCCUAGUCACCGUGAAGACGACAAGCUGAUGCCCAACUACCACCGCGUGCGUACCUGGAUCGACCUGCUGGGCCUGUUCAAGGUGGAAGCCGAGUUCUUGGGCUGUGUCGAUGGCAAGGUCCAUUUGCACAAGACCAACGGGGUUAAGAUCGCGGUGCUGGCUCUGAAGCUAUCCGUGGAAGACUUGGAGUACGUAGAAAAGGUUACUGGUACGCUGUUGGAACUGUACAAGGAAGAAGUGAUCCGCGCCAACGAAAAGCGCGACCGGGCACUUCGCCGGAAGCUGCUGUCGGGUGGUCACAACCGCCCCUCGUCCACUGCUGCCAUCAACGAUAUCCCUCCUCCUCAACCACAAAGACCCAACCAUCGGGGCCCUCUGACCAACUCCGCUCCAGGAGAAAGCGACUACGAUUGGUUUGAAUUCUUCCUUCUGUGUGGCGUCGACAUUGGCAACUGCCAACGCUACGCCCUUAACUUCAGUAAGGAACGUAUGGACGAAAACGUCUUGGAAGACAUCUCGCCCCAAUUGUUGCGCACGUUGGGGUUGCGUGAAGGCGACAUCAUUCGGGUGAUGAAGCACUUGGACCAAAAGUAUGGCCGCAAACACACUAUGGGCGAUGCUGGUGCUGCUUCCACUUCGGGUGGUUUGUUUACCGAAGCUGGUGGCGCGUUGAAGAAUAACUCCCUGACGCUGGACAUCCCUCGCGUGGAUGGGGCGGCGUUGCCGUCGCCUAAUAAAGCCCAGCCAAUUAAUAAUGCUCCUCCUCCUCAAGCGCAAGCGCCCCGUCCUGAAAAUGACGACGCCUGGGUGGUCAAGCCUGCGGCCAGAUCGCUGCAGGAAGACUUGUUGUCGAAGCAAACCACGGUGCCGCAACCGCAAACCCCUCAAUACACCGGGUCGCUUCAAGACUUGGUCAACAUCAAGCCCCAUGACCCCAAGGUUCCUCCCCCCAACCAAAACCAGGCUCCUGCUGCUCCUGCCUUGGUGCCUAAGCAACCGCCGCCUCGUCCCACGGCUGCGUUACCGAACUUUGAACCGGUAUCGGCGCAAAAGACGGGUCAACUUGUCCCUGUCACCACUGGUGGUUUGCUUCCUGCCCAACCCACGGGCUUCCUCCCCAUCCAGCCUACCGGUUUCAUGCCUAUUCAACCCACUGGUGGUCAAAGCUACGUGUUGCUCCCCGUGGUUACCGGUCCCGCGUUACAGAAGACUGGUGGUGCCGGUAUGCCCACUACCACUUUCGGAGGUCCAUCGAUUGUGCCGUUACAGACGGGUACGUUGACGAUGCCGGCGACUCUGUUUGGCGGGCUGGCACCCUCGUUGGCUCCAUCUCAGCCCACUGGUGGCAUGCCCCAAACACUGUUUGGCGCUGCUGUACCUCAACAAAAGACGGGUCCGUUAUCGGCGGCGACUACCGGGGGUAUCGGCAAUGCCUUUGUACCUCAGCUGACGUUUGGCAAGCAGAUCACCGGUGGGUUCAUGGCUCAGCCUCAACAGCAAUUACCCCCGCAGACGCUGUUUGGCGCUAACCCCACCACCAACUUCCCGCAACAGAUGAACCAGAUGACCAACAUGUUUGGUCAAACCAAUUUGGGACAACCUCAACCUCAAUUAGGACAACAGCCGACUAAUAUGUUUGGGCUCCCUCAACAACCCACACAACCGGCACUUCAGCCUCAGUUUGGUCAACAGCUGACUCUGUUCGGUGGGUUGCCUCAGACCCAGCCUCAACAACCGCAAUUUGGUGGUUUGCCACAAACUCAACCUCAAUUUGGGCAGAUGCCGCAGCCUCUGUUUGGGGCCAUGCCUCAAGCUCAGCCGCAAUUUGGUGGGAUGCCUCAACCGCAAUUCGGCGGAGCUCAACCGCAAUUCGGCGGAGCUCAACCGCAAUUCGGCGGAGCUCAACCUCAGUUUGGUGGCCAGGCGCCUCCGAUGACGCUGUUUGGACAAGCACCAGUGGCUCCUCAGCCCGUUAGCCUGUUCGGCCAGCAGCCGGCUCAGUUUGAAGGGUUUGGCCAGCUCCAAUCGCAACCAACCGGACUUGGGUUUGGAAAUUCGCCGUUGCUGGCUCAGCAGACAGGUAAGUCCCAAGCCAACUUGGCAGCGGCGACCCCUGACAACCCUUUUGGGUUUAUGCACUGA